Messenger RNA from Populus nigra (black poplar), 2154 nucleotides. Its product is annotated as probable calcium-binding protein CML11. NCBI's taxonomy places the organism in Eukaryota, Viridiplantae, Streptophyta, Magnoliopsida, Malpighiales, Salicaceae. The transcript has a single exon. Gene Ontology annotation, molecular function: calcium ion binding; enzyme regulator activity. The record is from RefSeq and is a predicted model, not a curated record. The coding region runs from base 1461 to 1955 and encodes 164 amino acids.
AUAUUUCAUCACAAGCAUAUACAAAUAAAAACAUUUAUAUUUUUUAAUGUAAUUAUAUAUUAUUUAUCCAAACCGAAGCGCCGACCAGAGCCUAGUAAAUAACUAAACCAUGACAUCGAACGAACGAAUUUAUUGUUUAUAGUCGUCCAUCAUCCUCUCUUUUUUUUCAAUGCUCUUGUUGUUUCUUGAGGACGAACAUGUCUAGUUAUUUAAAAUUUUCUUGCCCAGACAAGUUAGGUUGGAUUAUUGCAUUUGUCCUUUAAAAAAUCCACAGAUUAAUAUUAUUAUACUAUUAAUGAGUCGUCCUCGAAACCAAAUAAUUUAAGUCCGAACCGACAUCACCGUCCUCGGUGCAUGCCCCCACAUUCCUUCUGCAUACCCACGCUCAUUACACGCUUUAUCCUCGCCGCAUCCAAUUUCUUCUUUAGUAAAAUGUUUUUCUUUUCUUUUCUGGUAAAUGCUCAAAUGGGCAAAAUCUUUGAUUGGUGCAAAAUGCCAAAUGCCAAAAUUUGAUUUGUUUCCAUUCCCCCUUGUAUGCAAAUUCCCCCACUUGCUUGGAUUGCCCAACAAAGGGAAGAGCAUUGAUUUAAUUGUCAGGAAAAAUAAAAAAAAAGGGCUGGCAAAAGCCAGGAGAAUGUGACACUGCAGCUAAACCAGCAAAAAAGACUUGCACCAAUCACGGAAUUGCUGCCUCUUUUGCCGCUUUGGAUUUCUUCUUCGCAAACACCAAAAUAAAUGAAUAAAAACGAAGUUCAUGGAAUAUCUGUAUUCGCCAUUUAUUGAUUCGUGGAAUGCUUCUUUGUCUAUGGUGUUGGAGUUGACUAUUCACCAACUGACAAAAAUUACGAAACGUCUCAACAUAUACUACGUGUUCAUCAUUUUAAGACAAAGAAGCAUCACCAAAGUUUCUCAAUUUUUGGCUCCUUAUUCCCCUCUUGUUUUUUUUUUAUUAUUAUUUUCUUUUUCCUUCGUUGGGUUGGGUGAGGAUCCAUCUAAAGUCGAGGCAAGAAAGAACGAUCAUCAAGGCAAUCUUGGAUCUCUCAAAUCUCUUCUUAUUGGUCACGGAAAAAGAAGUCAUCCAUUUCCAAGAUUUGUUGAGAGAGAGAAAAGGGGGCUUACAAUUGAUAGAUAUACAAUGGGAGUACGAUAGAAGUGAAUCAAUCUUGGAAAUGAAAGAAAGAAAGGUAUGACUCGAACCCUCAUAUCAAGAGAAGAGGUGAAAAUUAUUUUAUCCAGACAGAAUUUCUCAUACUGCAAAUUUUUGGACAUUCAUUAGUUGCCAAAUAUUUGCCCCUUGUCUUCUUGUUUGUUCAAAUGUAUUAUAUAUAGCCUUUUGUGUUAGGACACUACUAUUCCAAUAAAUAGCUGGAUAGUGAGUUGAUCAUAUUUGCUAAGAAUUAAAGAUACAAACUGUGAAGAAAGUGAGUAGAAAAGAGAGAUUUUUUUUUUUUGUUGACAAUAUGAGCAACAAGAAACCAGCUGUGAAGCUAGAUGAUGAGCAAAUCGCCGAGCUACGUGAGAUAUUUCGUUCUUUUGAUAGAAACAAUGAUGGAAGCUUAACGCAGCUUGAGUUAGGCUCACUCUUGCGGUCCUUAGGACUAAAACCUCGUCCUGAUCAGCUUGAAACCUUAAUUCAGAAGGCAGAUACAAACAGCAACGGUUUAAUUGAAUUCUCAGAGUUUGUGGCUCUGGUAGCACCAGAGCUGCUUCCGGAGAAGUCACCAUAUAGUGAGGAGCAGCUAAAGCAUCUGUUCAAGAUGUUUGAUCGAGAUGGUAAUGGGUUUAUUACAGCAGCCGAGUUGGCGCAUUCGAUGGCAAAACUAGGGCAUGCCCUUACCGCAGAGGAGUUGACAGGGAUGAUCAAGGAGGCAGACACGGAUGGGGAUGGAAGAAUAAGUUUCGAGGAGUUUUCGCAGGCAAUCACAUCAGCUGCUUUUGAUAAUUCUUGGGUUUGAAGCAACUGGUGUUGUUUCUGGUAUGUUCUGUUCUGUUUGAUUGGUUCAUAUCACUCUCAAAAGCCACUAGCUUUUCUGGGAAAUGAUCUUCUGUUUUGUAUGAAACUGCAUGGAAUGCUGAAUUGUUGUCUACACUUUGAAUAUGGGAUUCUGCUUGAAAUGUGCCUAGCGCCAUUAAAAUUAAUCUUAAUUCAACAAA